Molecule: messenger RNA, 1968 nt
Organism: Colletotrichum karsti
Lineage: Eukaryota; Fungi; Ascomycota; Sordariomycetes; Glomerellales; Glomerellaceae
Product: WD repeat domain-containing protein
Exons: 4
Biological process (GO): activation of GTPase activity
Molecular function (GO): GTPase activator activity
Source: RefSeq, a predicted model, not a curated record
UUGGCCAAGGUAGCCGUAGACCCUUUGACCGACGAUCCAAAGUCCCCGUGGAAUACUGUUCGACAAGAUGAGAUCAUUCGGGCAGAAAUCGCGCAGGAUGUCCGUCGCCUACCAGACGAACCGUUCUAUCAGGAAGAGCGAACUCAGGUGAUGAUCAUCGACGCGCUUUUCGUGUACUGCAAGCUACAUCCAAACAGCGGUGGCUACCGCCAGGGCAUGCACGAAUUAUUGGCUCCGAUCGCCCAUGUUCUCAACCAAGACGCGAUUGAUCGUGAAGCCGUCUUGUCAAACGGCGAUGCGGUCGAUGGAACGAUGUUGAACGUGCUCGAUGCGGCGUACGUAGAGCACGAUGCCUUUGCGAUGUUCUCGAAGAUCAUGGAGAAGGCUAAGGGGUUCUAUGAGGUGAAAGACUCCAUUUCCAAAGCGGCGCUCGCGUCCGCAUCGAGAGAUCGGGCGGAAUCUUCGGCAAUCGUUGAGAAGAGCAAGCAUAUCCACGAGGUGUGCUUGGCCAAAGUUGACCCAGAGUUGGCGAAUCACCUCAAAGAUAUAGAGAUUCUUCCUCAGAUCUUUCUCAUCCGGUGGAUUCGCCUUCUGUUCGGGCGCGAGUUCCCCUUUGACCAGUUUCUCGUGCUUUGGGACACCAUGUUUGCGGUCGAUCCAUCACUCAACUUGAUAGAUCUCAUUUGCGUCGCCAUGCUAAUUAGAAUCCGAUGGAGUUUACUCGAAGCAGAUUAUUCUGUUUGUUUGCAAUUGCUCCUGAAGUACCCAGCACCUGAGGCCCCGCAUGGCCCGCACACAUUUGUAGACGAUGCAGUUUAUCUCAGAACCCACUUGAACACGUCUGGAGGGGCGUCGCUCAUCCUGAAGUAUACGGGCAAGAUGCCAAGCACAACACCAUCCGCCAGCAGCUCCCGACCUUCGACGCCGAUGGGCCAAGCGUUUUCUUCUUUCAGGCAUCGGACCAAAGGACCCCAUUCCCCCAUACCAUCAGCCACGAAGUUCCUUCAGCAGCAGGGCGGCAUGGAGGCUCUGUUCCAAGGUGCCGCCAAGGGGAUGCUGGAGAGGGGAGAGAAGCUUGGUAUCAAUCAGGCCGUGCGUGAUGCGAUGGGCGAAAUCAAGCGUAACAUGCAGGGUCUCAACGAAGUGCGCUAUACUCCUCACAUGGCCAAGCAGCUACUCAACGAUGAGUCGGCGGCACAAGCCAUUUCCGCCUUGGAAAAGAGAAAUAAGUUACUGGCGAACAUGCUAGACGAAACGGUGUCUAGUCUGAGAUCCUUGGCCACGUCCGGCUUGGAUGACAAGGUUAAGACCCUUGAACUUGUCGAAGUGGCCGCGGCCAAGGUACAGUUUGUAAAGGUCUAUCUUGAGGACUCGACUAUCGAGGUUCCAGACUUGGAGAACAUUACAAGUCCGCCACCCGGAGAACAAGAGGACGUUCCAAUGGACAUAGGCCCCGAUGAUAGUGCUGUCCUCGGAGGCACUGUUGCAACUGAGGGCGUCACGGAUGUCAUCUCGACUUUAUCCUUGGCGGAACACAAGAGACCCAAGUCAGCAGACCCAGAACCAAUUUUGCCCGACGCGAUGGAUGUCAUCCCAGAUGAACCUGCGGGACAUCUGUCAGAAACUCCAUCUGUCCAUAUAUCGAGACCGGCGUCUGGCACUACGUCGCCAAAGGUCCAAAGACCUCAGCCCCCUAUCCCAACACGGUCAACCCUUGCACAAUCUUCUUUCUCCUGGAUGCUCGAACCAGACCAGUCGGCUCACUCAGGCACACCACCGAAACUACCAAAGGCGACUUCAGGGGGCAGCCACCGCAAGCGGCCGUCCGGCAACAUCAGCAGAGAGCGCAAUGCGUUCCUGUUCGGCGAGGUCGUUGCCGAGGAGUCGGAGGAUCAGGGCAAGCCAGUCAAGUCCGAUGACAUUUUCGGACUGCAGCCGAUGGGCAAGUCCAAGUCCCCUUUUGCAUGA